UGGUCACUUAGGGUAAUACUCUUAAGGAAACUUUACAUUUCAUGGUUUUUUGGAAUUAACCAGAGCUUCUCUGAAGACAUAAAAGAAACUGAGUGAAAAAUCGCAGUAGUCCUGGCUACGUGUGUGAAGCUCUUCAACUAGAGGGAAAUCUGGUGCUGGACAAAGAGCUGGAGAUGAAGGUACAUCCAAGGGACUAUUGAUCAUUUCAACUAAGGAAUACGGGGUGCUUUGCAUUCAAGAGUACAGAAAACACAGCAAAGUGGAGUCACGUACACGCAAGAGCUUCAUGGGCUUGAAGGAUCAUCUGGGGCAUGACCUAGGCCACCUUUAUGUGGAGAGCACUGACCCACACUUAAGUACAUCUGUACCUUGGUCAAUGGUAGAAAAACCAACAAUGGAUAAAGUUAAUUCUGAGAAGGAAGAAAAAGAGGUGUCUGAGGAGAAUGCGAGCUCCGGUGACUCUGAAGAAAGCACAAAUUCUGAUAAUGAGUCAGAACAAUUGAGCAGCAUUUCAGUAGAGCCAUGUUUAUUAACCAAGACUCACAGACAACUGCGCAGGUCUCCCUGUUUAGAGCCUCACUUACUCAAACACAGUGAUAUUUUGCAAGACUUUAAACCUGAGGAGUCCCAGACGACCACCAAGGAAAUGAAGAAACCCCCCAAUGUGGUGCGAGAAUACCAAACGAAACUGGAGUUUGCACUUAAGUUAGGUUAUUCUGAAGAACAGGUUCAGCUUGUGCUAAACAAACUUGGUACCGAUGCUUUAAUCAAUGAUAUUUUGGGAGAACUUGUCAAACUUGGAAAUAAAAGUGACGCGGAACAAACUGUCAGUACAAUGAACAGUAUAAUUCGGGAAGCGUCUUCCCUGGAAUCCCAGCGGUCAGAAUCUCCAAUGCAGGAGAUUGUAACAGAUGACGGGGAAAAUCUGAGACCCAUAGUUAUUGAUGGCAGCAAUGUGGCAAUGAGCCAUGGAAACAAAGAAGUAUUUUCCUGCCGAGGAAUAAAAUUGGCAGUGGACUGGUUUUUGGAAAGAGGCCACAAGGAUGUCACAGUCUUUGUACCAGCUUGGAGAAAAGAGCAGUCCCGACCCGACGCUCUCAUCACAGAUCAAGAAAUUCUCCGUAAAUUAGAGAAGGAGAAAAUCCUGGUAUUUACGCCAUCGAGGCGAGUACAGGGGCGGCGAGUGGUGUGCUACGACGACAGGUUCAUUGUGAAGCUGGCCUUUGAGUCGGAUGGCAUAAUCGUAUCCAAUGACAACUACAGGGAUUUGGCCAAUGAGAAACCAGAAUGGAAGAAGUUCAUAGAUGAACGAUUACUAAUGUAUUCAUUUGUCAAUGACAAGUUCAUGCCUCCUGAUGACCCUCUUGGCAGACACGGCCCAAGCCUGGAUAACUUUCUGAGGAAGAAACCUAUUGUUCCUGAACACAAAAAGCAGCCUUGUCCAUAUGGAAAGAAGUGUACCUAUGGACACAAGUGCAAAUAUUACCACCCCGAGAGGGGCAGUCAGCCUCAGCGGUCAGUGGCCGAUGAACUUCGAGCCAUGUCUAGAAACACAGCAGCCAAAACUGCAAACGAAGGAGGGCUGGUGAAAAGCAACAGCGUCCCCUGCAGCACAAAGGCCGACGGCACUUCCGACGUCAAGCGAGGUGCUCCAAAGAGGCAAUCGGAUCCAAGCAUAAGGACUCAGGUCUACCAAGACCUCGAGGAAAAGCUUCCCACCAAAAACAAACUAGAAACCAGGUCUGUACCGUCCUUAGUUAGUAUACCGGCUACUUCUACCGCAAAACCCCAAAGCACGCCAUCUUUAAGCAAUGGCCUUCCAUCUGGAGUUCAUUUCCCACCUCAGGAUCAAAGACCACAGGGACAGUACCCUCCAAUGAUGAUGGCAACCAAAAACCAUGGAACGCCAAUGCCUUAUGAGCAGUAUCCAAAAUGCGACUCACCUGUCGACGUCGGGUAUUACUCCAUGUUGAACGCGUAUUCAAAUCUGAGCAUCUCAGGCCCGAGGAGUCCUGAAAGGCGUUUCUCUUUAGACACAGAUUACAGGAUAAGCUCUGUCGCCUCUGACUGCAGCAGCGAAGGCAGCAUGAGCUGUGGGAGCAGUGACUCGUACGUGGGGUACAACGACCGCUCCUACGUCAGCUCCCCCGACCCGCAGCUGGAAGAGAAUCUCAAGUGUCAGCACAUGCACCCCCACAGCCGCCUUAAUUCCCAACCCUUCCUGCAGAACUUCCACGACCCCUUAGCCAGAGUGCAGAGUUACAGUCACGAAGAACCAAAGUACCAUCACAAGCCACCUCUCCCCCACCUGGCCGUGCACCUGCAGCACCCCGCCGUGGGGGCCCGGUCCAGCUGUCCCGGCGACUACCCCUCUCCUCCGAGUUCAGCGCACUCCAAGGCACCACACCUGGGGCGGUCCUUAGUGGCCACGAGAAUAGACAGCAUCUCUGACUCUCGGCUGUACGACAGUUCUCCUUCCAGGCGAAGAAAGCCUUACUCCCGCCAGGAAGGGCUGGGGAGCUGGGACAGGCAGAGCUACGGGAUAGACGCCUAUGGCUACCGGCAGACCUACUCCUUGCCUGAUAACUCCACGCAGCCCUGCUACGAGCAGUUCACCUUCCAGAGCCUCCCGGAACAGCCGGAGCCCACCUGGCGAAUCCCGUACUGCGGAGCAGCGCCACAGGACCCCCCGAGGUACCAAGACAGCCGCGAAAAGAUUUACAUCAACCUGUGCAACAUCUUCCCGCCCGACCUUGUGAGAAUUGUGAUGAAAAGGAACCCUCACAUGACAGAUGCCCAGCAGCUGGCUGCAGCCAUUCUGGUGGAGAAAUCACAGCUGGGUUAUUGAAAGAUGAUGCAUCUUUGUGGUGUUUAGUAGUUUUUUGUUCAGCUCAAAUGCUGAGGGAGGUUUGCUACAAUAGCACAUGUGAUCUCCUUCUCAGCAAGGAGGUUAUAUAGUAUCCAUUUAUGUGAAAUACUGUAUCAUGGAAUCUGUAUGUAUAGCCCCACAUAGUGGAAAUAUCACGGGAUUACUUUACAUUCAAACUUUUUUUUUUAACAUUUCCUUUUUAAAGCUCUAUCCUUGGCUGGAAAUUUUUCCAGUUUGAUUUAUUAGAUGUAUCUGUGAUCUUUGAUAUUAAUCUUUGGUGCACCAGGGGUUUAUAUGCAGCACUUUUUAUCCUUGUUUCAUGUUUUAUUAACUUGGUGUUUGUCUAUCGAUUGCAAGCAAUUACAAUACUUUCAGAAUGUUGAACAUUUGACUAAACCUAGCAAACUAUUUUUUCAAGCCAAGCUUAAUUGGAAUCUUUUACAGCUUUUUAAGUUAUUUUUAUUUGGGGAAAGUGGGCUUCUUUGUGCUAUAAUCAUUAUUUAUAGAAACAAAGAUAUACUACAGCACUGACUUUAUAUUUUAAACAAAAUGUAAGUUACCAGUUUAUGUUGAAAUGGGUAACGGUAUAUAUUAGAAUAAUUUACAAUAUGGCACUUUUCAUUUUCUUUUUGUUUGGAUUUUUGUGUUAAGUAAUUAGUUAAUUUAAUAUGGUUGAUUUAAAGGAAAGCAGAUGCAAUCAAUGGAAAAAAAGUUUCCACUUUUUUUUAUUAAAAAAAAGGCAAAAGCCGUAACUGUUACAGUUUAGAGCUCUGUUAUCCAGCUAUAUGAUGUGCUUCUAGACAGUAGAAAUGGAAUUGAAUUCCUAGACUUCCAUUAACCUGUAUUUUUAAUGUGUUUGUCUUUUUGUUUGGGGGCACAACAAUACUGGAUAAAAUAACCCUUUCGCAGUACUUGCCUGUUUUUAAUGAAUCUAAUUAUUCGCAAUGCAACUUUUAUAUUUAAUAUACUCUUUAGCUUUCCUGCUGUUUAUCAAGGCUGGCCUGAGGUGGUUUUAUGUGUUGAGGAUAUGCAACCUUUAUUGAUACUGCACUAUAGAAAUGGUGAUGGAGGACUUGUAAAUGGUAACUUAAGAUUUUUGUAAGAUACUGUAUAUUUUCCAUUUUCCUGACGGUAGUUUUUUGGAAGGCCUGUUAUAUUAUUAAGGCCAGAUUCUUGCCACUAAUAGUGUAGUUUUAGAUACAGACUCGAGUCUGUGCUAGUAUUAGUAAGGGAUUUUUCUGGUUUCAAAGUCAUGGGUUUUGCUGGAUGUGGGUUCCUUUCUGUCAUUAGAAGAUAGGUGAGAUGCAAUCAGCGGCAGGCAGAGGUGUGACGGACACAACUUCACCAUUGCCUCCAGUUUUUGAGUUUUACUUUGUGUAACAGACUCAUUGCGAUCUGUUUCUGUCGUCUGCCUAGAUGCCCUGGUUAUCCUGGUUAUUCUCCUUGCUACAGUUUGAAGUAAAGCCCUGAAAAGCCAGAAAGUACCUAUUACUGUUGAUACAAAUUGUAUCUUUUUAACUAUAAGAACUAUUUUGAUUUGUAGAUCUAGUUAAAAACACCAACGUGUAACUAUGGUUAGACUUUUGGGCAACAUUUUAUCCCUUAUUUAAAUACAAAUUUUUAAAGUACAAUUGAGGUCUAGAAUAGGGUAGAAAAUAAAAGUUAACCACUUAGGUAAAUAAAAGUGUCUGUCUUAGUUUUCUAUAUUAAAAUAUAUUAAAGGAAUUUAUUGGCAUUUUCUUUCUCCUAAAACGUUAUCUAGCGUGAACUUAAAAUAAAGGUAAAAUGCUGCCUGAAAAUAAAGUCCAAGCAUCUUUGACGAGGACAACAUUUUCACUACUCAUGUGACACUGUGUGUCACCUGAAGUAGGAUUUGGGUUACAGUAAAUGCUUCUAAAAGGCAUUGUGCAUAUUGACAUAUCCAAUAAUCUGAACCGUGUUCAGCAAACCUAAUUCAGGAAGGUGGGGUUCACAGUUGCUGCUGCCGUCUGCGAGGUGAGGUGGCCCUCGCUGUGCCCGCAGAGGACACGGGCGCUGCCACACGGACCAGCUGGUGUCCUCCGAGCGGGCUGCUCUCUUGUGAAACCCUUCUCCUGAUUUUGUCGGUCACUCUCUGUAACAAGUCUAAUGCAGAGGCUAACCCAGUGCCAAAAAAUAGGGUUACAAACGUGGAGGACCUUUCAUUUCAGUCUUAUUCUAAGCUUGCUUGCUUGCUUUUUUCCUCUUUUUUCUUUCUUUCUUUUUUUUAAGUAGGAUAUCAUUUUUAAAUUGUACACAUAGGUUUUGCUUCCAUUUUUGGAGUUUUUGCAUUUUCAUUAUUUGCAGAGUCUGCCAAACUUUAUUAAAUUUCUUUCAGUGAGAUCUUAGGUAAAAUGUGUGCUGCACCCUUUUAAUUUGACCUCCUCAUGUCUGUAGUUAACUCUUGGUCGUUACUUCCUGGAUUUUAGACUGUGGGAAAACAGUGGGGUUUGCUGCGGCCUGUCCUAAAAUGAAUAGCUCUGAAGAGCCACACUGAGAUGCUGCAGCGCAAUUGAUUGGGAGUUAAGAAAUAGCAGUCUUCUUAGGUCGAGAGGCAAUUUGUGCGCCCACCCCCACCCCCCCCCCCCGCCUUUUAUUUAUUUAUUUUUUGAAGCACCAGUUUUGCUUUCAGACUUAAGAAUGAGGUGUUUGGCUGACUUUAGAUACAGCAGUUUUUAAUAAAGCAAUAAGUAAAAUGCUCCAUCGUUCCAUUAAAGCCAGAGCUGAUCCCAAACCUUCAUUUCCGCCAAAACUUUCGCCUUCAUCCUAUCUGUUUCCAGAUUUGCUAACAAAUAACAGGAGAGAGGUGCGUUAGUAAGUAGUGAAACUGCCAGACGUGAUCAACUGAUAGAAAAGGAGGGACUCAGGUUGGAAUAUUCUGCCCCCGAAUAACUGACAGUUACUGUACUUUACACAGUAAUGAGCCAAUUUGUUGUCUCUGUGUCUUAGUACAGAGGGAGUAGUACCCAACUGGCCAAAUUCUGGCCCUUAGUAUUUCCUCCUUUCUUGCAUGUGAUACAUAAAGUUUUCAGUCUCCAUUGAAUGAUCUCUGUGUCCUGAUAGAGUUUGUCAUUGACCUAAAUAAACAUUUGAGAGAAAUGCACACCAGUAUAAAGUAUUUGAUACUGGUAGAAACUUGAACAUUGUGUUUUUAUGAAAAUGCAUUUAUGAGAAUAUGUAAUAUAGCUGAAAAAGAGUGUUAUAUAUAUAUAUAUAUAUAUACACAUACAUGCAUACAUAUUUGUUAUGAAGUACUAAAAAUGGGAGAGUGUUCGGCUUGAUGGCUAACUUUUCCUUAAUUGAACUAUGUUUGCGUUAUGGACGACCAAGUCUGGAGUGUAGAUGAAAUGACCAAUGAUAAGAUGUAGACCCACUUGAAUGAAAAGCAACUCUUCACUGGUUUUUUUUUUUUUCCUAGUAUUUUUAAAUAAUUAUUUUGAUAAUUUUAAAAGAAUGUGUAAUUUUAAAACACACAAAAAAACCUGAAAGUAGUAUUGAUUAUACAGAUAAUUAUUUAACAUGCCUUUUAUGGAUGUAUCUAUAUGUACAUAGACAGUAAUAUAUUUAUAAAAUAAAUCUACUUUAUGUUGUAGUUGUUGGUUUGUGGUAGGUGGGAGGAGGGCUCUGCUCUGGAAAUGUCUGUGUGUGUUUUGAAAACUCUUGAGCUGUUUUUCUCCUGACUCAAUGGCAUUUACCCUCGGGGGUAUUUGGUUUUUGUCAUUCUCCUUGCUCUUCACCUUCCUUAUUAAAGACAAAAGAAGAUGUAGUUUCCCAGCCGUUCUGUUAGGUAUGGUUCAUCCAUUCUGUUAUCAUCCAACUCCUGGAGAUUUCCUGAGUGACCUCAAAUCAGACAGGUCACAGCCGGACAGAUGGGUCAUGUUGCAAAUAUAUUAAACAUGGGAACUCAGCUGGGAUGCUGAGCUUCCUGAGUGUACCGACAAAUAAAAUGAUGUACACGAUGUGUGAACGACACACACGCAUGCGCAAAGGGAGAGCAGAGCAGGAACAACAGUAGAGAAACAUGCAUUUGCUUCGAUUGAUUCGUGACACCCCCAAGGGCAGGGGCUGACAAACUUUUGCGAUUCAUAGGGUCUCUAUAAACCACUCAUCCUCUGCCCUUAGAGUGUAAAAGCAGCUACAGAAAACACAUAAAUGACUGGGUGUGGCUGUGUGCCAAUGAAACUUUAUUUUAAGGGGCAGCAGGACCAAUUUGGCCUGUGGGCCAUAGUUUGCCGAUUCCUGCCCUAGAGGGAAAGAAACUGACAUAUCACGCAGUAAAUCCUGAUAGAUGUAAAGGUAAGAAAUAAUUUUUCAUUUGGCAUUCAAGAAAACCUAUUAUUGAUGGCCUUCAAAAGAAGACUGUGACAGUCAUAUGAAAGCAUCUUAAUUCGCUUGUGUUUUUAGCCUGGUCACACCAUUAUGAGAGACAUUUCUUGUAUGUAACCACUCAAGAAAGAAAGCAUUCUGUAAAAAGAUGUUUUAAUAAGUAUUGAAAUUUUUUCAGGAACUUUCUAUUUCUAUUGAUAAAUGGGAAUCUGUUACCUUCCUUUUGUUUCUUAAGGGCCUCAUGGACCAAAUAUUCUGUUGUAUUUUGAAAAUUAGCACAUAAUUAGCCAUAAAAUAUUUUAAAGACUGCGUUUAUCAGUUACAUUUUUUCUGCUGGUUUUUGACUUCUCAAAAAAAAAAAAAAAAGACAAAUGUGCCCUUCUUUAAAAAUGAUUUUAAAGAAGAUCAAUAUAUUGUAUGUUCACAUACUGUAACUUUAUUCUGUAAAAUUAAAAAUUGUGACUCGUGUAAUUACAGCUGUAAUGUGAGUGCACUUGCUGUUUUGUGACUCUCUUUAUAAGGAACAAAAUGUACCCCUGCUUUCUCUGUCCAAACCUUCAGUAUAGAUUUUUUAAGACAGUUUGGGACUGUCCUUGGUGAAUUAUCAUGACCAUGUGUGAUUUUAAAUUCAUCCAAGUACACCCGGAGCAUGUUCAUUCACUGUGCUCCUAAGUUGUGUUAACAUUGUAACAUCAUUUCCAUAGUAACAGUAAGUAGUCUUGAGCAUUGCCACCCACUCAAGCAGUCACCCUUUCUUUUAAGAUUGGAAUAGAACCCUAGCUUUUAAUGGGUGUUUACUGUCUUAAAUGGUUACUUAAUUUUUUUUUUUUUAACGCCCUCUGUUAACCUGCUUUUUGCUUCUGUUACAAUAAUACUUUCCUGUGUUUGGAGUGGUUUUUUUCCCUAAGGUCCUUAGUCUUUCAGAUUUAAAAAUACUUCAAGGUUUUGACCACUGGGCAAUUUGGCAUUAAAAAAAAAAAUGCAUGUUUCAAUUUGGUUUUAUAAAAGGUGUAGAAGUUUCACUUUUUAAACCAUGUACCAUACCCGAUUUUUUAGCUUCCUGUUCAUAUAGUUCAGAUAAAUAACAAAUUGUUGUUCAUGAAAGUUUUUGACCCCUUUCUUAAAGCAGAUUGUUCCUCAUGGGCAAAAGACAUUGAAGAGCAGUGGUGUUUUUAUAAAAAUAUGUUUUAGAUUUCCUUUGGUUUUUGGAAAUCCUAACUGUCCCAGCUAGUACAGAAUAUCCAUCAACAUGCACUCUCCUGCAGAGACCUGACACAGCAUUGCCAGGGAGGCUGCUUUCGGACUUCAUCCUUUCCUUCUAGGUUUUCUUCUGCCAAACUGUAGUUGUCUGCUGAGAGUGGAAGUUCCAUUUUGAUCCUUCAGACUUUUCUUAUAGGAAAAUAAGGCAAAGCAUAUGUUUGAACAACCAUCCAAUCAACCGAUGUGAUUCUGUUUAUCCUGAGUGUUCUGUGUGUUUGUGUAAUGGAAUUUUUACAACUCUAAAAAGCAGUAUUUUAGACCUACUGGAAAUCCGUCUCAUAACAGCUAUGUGAUUCUACCACUGAGAAGAAAAAAAAAUUAAAAAUUUCAUUUUUCUUAUG
Molecule: messenger RNA, 8814 nt
Organism: Phacochoerus africanus (Common warthog)
Lineage: Eukaryota; Metazoa; Chordata; Mammalia; Artiodactyla; Suidae
Gene: ZC3H12C
Product: zinc finger CCCH-type containing 12C
Exons: 6
Coding region: 287-2848 (853 amino acids)
Cellular component (GO): cytoplasmic ribonucleoprotein granule; nucleus
Molecular function (GO): mRNA binding; RNA endonuclease activity; metal ion binding
Source: RefSeq, a predicted model, not a curated record